Messenger RNA from Abrus precatorius (Indian licorice), 1293 nucleotides. Its product is annotated as ras-related protein RABA5b-like. The transcript has 2 exons. Gene Ontology annotation, cellular component: endosome. Gene Ontology annotation, molecular function: GTP binding; GTPase activity. The record is from RefSeq and is a predicted model, not a curated record. Bases 248 to 898 code for a protein of 216 amino acids. NCBI's taxonomy places the organism in Eukaryota, Viridiplantae, Streptophyta, Magnoliopsida, Fabales, Fabaceae.
GGCACACCCACGAAGUUGCAAGCAAAUUUCACCAAAGGUCACAAAAAACCCGCCACUAAUCACGCAACAUGCCCCCAAAAUCAAAUGAAACCCCCUAACUAAACCUCACACUAUAACACCAUCAACAUUACUCACUUCACGUUCUUCUCCCAUCCACACACACACACACUCCUUCCUUUCAUACGUGACACCCACACCUCUCUCCAACCUAUAAUAACCCAUUCCAAUCCCAAAGCAACACAGAGCCAUGGAUGAGAACGGUGAAGCGAGCGAAGAGUACCUCUUCAAGAUAGUGCUGAUUGGGGACUCAGCAGUCGGGAAAUCGAACCUGCUGUCACGGUUCGCGCGGAACGAGUUCGAUAGCAACUCGAAGGCAACGAUUGGGGUUGAGUUUCAAACGCAGGUUGUGGACAUCGAUGGCAAGGAAGUUAAGGCUCAGAUCUGGGACACUGCUGGCCAAGAACGUUUUCGAGCUGUUACUUCUGCGUAUUAUAGAGGCGCUGUUGGUGCACUCGUCGUUUACGAUAUUAGUCGGAGAUGCACCUUUGAUAGCAUCAAGAGGUGGCUUGAUGAACUCACUACUCAAAAUGAUAGCACCAUAGCAAGAAUGUUAGUGGGAAAUAAGUGUGACUUGGAGAAUAUUAGAGAGGUGAGCACAGAAGAGGGCAAAAGUCUCGCAGAAGCAGAAGGUUUGUUCUUUAUGGAGACAUCUGCACUGGAUUCUACCAAUGUCCAAACAGCUUUUGAGAUUGUUAUCCGAGAGAUUUACAACAAUAUCAGCCGUAAAGUCUUAAACUCUGAUUCUUAUAAGGCUGAGUUGUCUGUAAAUCGAGUAAGCCUGGUUAAUGGUGCAGGAUCAAAGCAAAGUCAGCUCAGUCUUUCUUGUUGUUCUCGAUAAGCUUUUUACCUUGACUUGGAUUGGAUACUUCUUUGGAUCUGUCAAGAAUAGAUUUUUCUUCUUUUUCCAACGUUAUAAUGGCUACUGUUUUUUUUCUUGCCUUUAUUUUUGUGUUUUCUUUUUCAUUUUGUCCUCCAAUUUCAAGUUCUUGGGACCCUUAUCCCACUCUGCCUGGAAGAAAAAAGGAAAGGCAAUUGCUUUACUUUUCUAUGAAUAUUUUUAGUAGUAUGUUCAAAUAUCACGCAUUUGGCGCUUCUGAUAGGUAGGCGUUCUGUGCUUAAAUAUAUUCCUUAUUUGUUGAAUACUGCAACACUUUGAUGACAGGAUUUUUGGAUUUUUUGGUUUACAAAAUUCAUAAGGACAUGCCAACUUAAAUAGGAUGGCAAAGAUAUUUG